This is a messenger RNA of Thermothelomyces thermophilus ATCC 42464, 1089 nucleotides long. RefSeq lists its product as uncharacterized. The record is from RefSeq and is a predicted model, not a curated record. Bases 106 to 780 code for a protein of 224 amino acids. The transcript is spliced from 3 exons. Lineage: Eukaryota; Fungi; Ascomycota; Sordariomycetes; Sordariales; Chaetomiaceae.
UCAUCGCUGGCGGCCAAGGACAAUAUCCGAUUAUUAGCGAUGACACCCAACCAGUCGACGGACCACGAAACCAAAUCAUCGUGGACUGUGUAAGCAGCCAUCGCCAUGAAGGUCAUCGUCACGGGCUGCACCGGCCUUGUCGGCAGCGCCCUCAUCCGACAAUGCAUCGCCAACGACGACAUCUCGCACGUUUUCGCAAUCUCGCGAAAGCCGCUCGACGAAGCCGUUGCCAAGAGCCCAAAAAUCACGGUAAUUCUCCACGACGACUUCUCCACCUACUCAACGCAAUUGCUCGACAAGGUCAGGGGGGCUGAGGGCUGCCUCUGGGCGAUCGGCGGGAGAGCGACCCAGUUCCCGGACAUCGAAACGUACAGAAAGGUGCAGGUCGACUACACAGUCGCCGCGGCGAAUGCAUUCCGCGAGACCCUGGCACCGCUGCUCGCCGCUGGCGGCCAGUUCCGCUUUGUCUUCUGCAGCGGCAAGUUCGCCGAAUGGGAUCAGUCGAAGCCCCUCCAUUUCAUGGCUGACACCCGUCGCGUCAAGGGUCUAGUGGAACAGCAGCUAUGUCAAGUCGCCGAUGCGGACACGGCGAAGCGUUUUGUGGUUUACUGCGCCCGCCCGAGCGGCAUUCUCCCUCCUGACGCCGGCCUUGCUGCGAGGCUCUCGGGGAAGCUAUAUGGUGCUAUCGACGUGGAUCAUUUGGCCAACGCCCUGAUCCGAGUCCUCCUGGAGGGCUACAAGGAUCGAAUCAUCGAGAACCGCUCGUUGUUGGCGCUCUGAUCCGCCAGAUCUCAAGCCAAAAAUCUGGAAACGUCUUGUCUUGUAGUAUAAAGGUUCGGGGCUUACUUGAAUCGCUCGGUCGGCUGAAGGCCCACCUGUGCGCCUGGCUCUGAAUAUCAAACACAAUGCCUGAUUAUUUCUUCAAGGUGUGCGGUCACGAUCGAGCGGUAGUUGAACAAGGUAUGUGUAAUUAAUCAUGCAAUGCCGGUUGAUCAUAUCCCAAAACAAGGAAGCAUGCGGGGAGAGAUACCCCCUUCCUCUUACAGCACACCACACUACUCUCACGGAUUACACCAGUCUCGUGUGCGU